This is a messenger RNA of Durio zibethinus, 1272 nucleotides long. RefSeq lists its product as uncharacterized. Gene Ontology annotation, molecular function: RNA binding. The record is from RefSeq and is a predicted model, not a curated record. NCBI's taxonomy places the organism in Eukaryota, Viridiplantae, Streptophyta, Magnoliopsida, Malvales, Malvaceae.
UUUCCCUAUUUGUUUGGGUGAUAGGUUGUGUAGGUUUUCUUUUUGUUUACUCCAAUUUUCAUACCUCUAAACAGUGAUAACUUUCUCGUUUAGGGUAUCUUUGUUGGGAGAUCUAAGGUGCUGAUUCUCGCCUGGGUUCUUUCCAUGUCUGAGCCAGGGCCAAAUAAGAUGGCGGGUGAAACCAAUGCCACAGAGUUUGGUGACACGACUUACACCAAGAUAUUUGUCGGAGGUUUGGCUUGGAAGACUAAAACAGAGACCUUGAAACGUUAUUUUGAGCAGUUCGGAGGGAUAAUAGAAGCUGUAGUUAUUAAUGAUAAAAGUACAGGAAGAUCAAAAGGUUAUGGCUUUGUGACGUUCAAGGAUGCUGAUUCAGCGAUGAGGGCUUGCUAUAAUCAAUUUCCUGUGAUUGAUGGAAGAAGAGCAAACUGUAAUAUUGCAUCUUUUGGUGCUCAAAAGAAUCAUCCAACUUCUGCCUCACCGCGUGUUACAGUGAUGGAGAAAUUUAUCCCACCACCUCGAGUCAUGGCACCUUCCAGGGCUGGUACUCUGGCAUUUCACCGUCAACUUAUCCCGCAAUACGCAUUUCCUUAUUCCGCUCACGGGUAUCCAGGUUAUACACAGUACAUUCAUCCAAUGAACUAUUACAAUGUAUACGAAGGGCAACACUUCCAAUCCCAUUAUACCACCGCGACAUCUGGAUCCCCUGGAGUCUACUUGACUUACUUCCCACUCUAUCCCCAGCAUGGACAGAGCAGCCCAAGUCAGUAUCCCAAAAUCACACCGUAUCCUUACUCAUCUCAGCAGUACCUCUCAUUUGGAACCUUAACACUUCCUCCAUCAGCCUCUCCAUCAUUGGUUGCUCCUACCGCUGCACCAGCCACAGUAGAAGUUACCGGCAUGCCAGGAACUUCUGCGCAAAAUUUAUCAGUGUAAUGCCAGUGACUCGAAUUAAAAUUUCAUAACUGGGGUCUGUAGGAAACACUGGAAAUGAUACAAACAAAGAAGUCAACUGAAUACUCUCUACAAGCAGAAAAGAAAGGGAAGGCGUUUUACAUUUUACUUUUUUCACAAAAUCACACCUCAAUAUGGCAAAGACUAGAGAAGCAUUCAAGACUAAAUGACAGAAUAAGUUUUUUUUUUUUUUUUGACAUUUUUAGCUUUGCUAUUUGGAUAUAUAUUCUUUUUGACAUGCCACAUUUUACACACUUUUCUCUACCCUUUUAGGGAAUACAUUUAGAGGUCAUUUAGUUCGAAAAAAGGUUAGAUUAU